UUUUCUUUCUUCUUACUUUCUUUUAUUUUUCACCUUCCAAAUUGGAUAUUUUUGUUGUGUGCUAAGGUUUUGUUUUCUUGAACAAAGAUUCUGAUGCUAUACGCUGAUUCUUGUCUUUGGAUCCAAUAAACAACAACAUGGGUGAGGUUGUAAUGAGUGGUGAGAAAAUAGUGAGAGUGGAAGAAGAAGAAGAGAAGGUGAGGGAAGAAGAAGGGAGCGGAGGAACUGAGAGUAGAGGUGCUGGUGGUGGUGGUGAAAUGAAAGGGCUUAUGAGGUGGGAGAAAUUCUUGCCAAAAAUGGUUUUGAGGGUGCUUUUGGUUGAAGCUGAUGAUUGUACAAGACAGAUUAUAACAGCACUUCUUAGAAAAUGCAACUAUAAAGUUGCUGCUGUUGCUGAUGGCUUGAAGGCAUGGGAAAUACUCAAAGGAAGACCGCGCAGUAUUGAUCUAAUACUUACAGAAGUCGAUUUGCCAGCCAUAUCCGGCUAUGCACUUCUCACAUUAAUUAUGGAGCAUGAUAUUUGCAAAAGCAUCCCUGUCAUAAUGAUGUCGUCGCAAGAUUCAGUUAGCACAGUAUACAAAUGCAUGUUGAGAGGUGCAGCUGACUAUCUUGUUAAGCCAAUUCGAAUAAAUGAACUAAGGAAUUUGUGGCAACAUGUUUGGAGAAGACAAACACAGUCAGCCGCAACCGCUGGCAUAAAUGGCCCUCAAGAUGAAAGUGAUACACAACAGAAGUUUGAAGCCACUGCUGAAAACAACGCUGCUAGUAAUCGUUCUGGUGGUGAUGCUGCUUGCAUUCAAAGGAAUAAGGACUUAAUUGAGAAAGGAAGUGACGCACAGAGCUCUUGUACAAGGCCAAACAUGGAAGCUGAGAGUGGCCUGGUUGAUAACAUGCAUGAAUUUUCUCAGCUGAAAUGUGCGGAAGCAUAUCCAAGUGAAAUAAAGACACGAGAACUUGACAUUCAUUUAGGCCAGGCUGUGAUCGCGCAGGACAGUCACGCCGGAGGAUUAAGCGUGGCUAACUGCAAUAAUGGAGUGGCAAGCACAAAUAACUGUAAAAAUGGAGAGACAGGUGCAAAUAAUUGCAAGGACGGAGAUGAUCAAGAGCAUUUUAGGAAUGCUAGCAUCAGUGGUGAGGUUCAUGACAAUCACUAUGUUCAAAUUUACUCUACUACUAAGGAAGCUAUUGACUUGAUUGGAGCAUUUCGUACUGAUCCGAAUUGCAGUCUCAAAAAUUCAUCAAUUGAUUGCACAGGCAAGUUUGACCAUUCUCCACAGUUGGAUCUUUCUCUCAGAAGCUCUCAUCCCAGCAACUUUGAGAAGGAUCUCACCGAAGAAAGGCACACCCUUAUGCAUUCUAAUGCUUCAGCUUUCAAGCGGUAUACUAAUAGGCAAUUGCAAGCAUCACCUGCCGUAGUAAUUAACUUCUCUGAUCAACCAAGAGAACAAAAAACAAAUAAUGAGAACCAUAACUCAGAUAGUUCAAUACCAAGUAUGCAAAAAGAAUCUGAACUUGCAACUUCACAUUCCCAGCAAAGGCAUUCUCUCCCAAUUCCUGUGAAAGGUGUAAGGUUCAAUGAUCUUUGUAUGGCCUAUGGUUCAACACUUCCACCAGGGUUUCGUACACAAUCAGGUCCACCAUCAAUGCCCGGUUCAGUUGUGUUUCUCGAACAAAACUUUCAAGCAGAUGCAUUUUAUCAGUCAAAUGUUAAACAAAAUAAUUCAGAGCAGCUUUACGAACCUCGCGGUCCAAAUGGAAACAGUACUCCAAACCAAAUUAUGUAUACACAGGAACACAAGUCAGAACAUCCAGAGGAUCAAAGACUUAUCUCCCCUACAACUGAUCAAAGUGUAUCCAGUAGUUUUUGUAAUAAUGGAAAUGCCAGCAAUUUUAACAGCAUUGGUUAUGGAAGUAAUUGUGGAAGUAGUGGCAAUGUUGAACAAGUUGCCACUUUCAGAACAGCAGCAGUUUCAGAGGGAAAGAAUGAAGAACUCACAAACAGUGGAUAUUCACAUCGAGCUAUGCUACGAGAAGCAGCUCUAAACAAGUUCCGUUUGAAACGAAAAGAGAGAUGUUAUGAGAAGAAGGUUCGAUAUGAGAGCAGAAAGAAACUAGCAGAGCAGCGUCCUCGAGUUAAAGGACAAUUUGUUCGCCAACCGAAUCCUGAUUCUCUUUCUGGAGAAAAAGAUUGCUAAGAAUACUGAUUAUUACAUUAGCAGAUAUGUGACUUAGUGGAGAGGAUAGUGUGCUUUGUUAGCAUUAGUUGCUUCAAAAUUUUGUUUCCUUGACUUCUUAAGUACCAAAACCACUUGAUCUGUAUAUGCUGUGUAAAACCAUUUUUCUUUUUUUGCCUUUCCUCUAGAUCCUGAUAUAUAUUUAAUAAUAACCUGAUAUACAGUUGUAAUUUUAUAUAGUUUUAUAGAGAUUGUCGUGUCUCAUUAUUUAAUUUUUUUUUUAAGGAUUUGUGUACUUAUUAGGUCUCGCUGAUUUAUCAUGUAAUGUUGGAGCUUCUUGUACAAUAUCAUAUUAGUAUGACUCUGUUUGUGUUUACAGCAACCGGUUAAUUGUA
Messenger RNA from Medicago truncatula (barrel medic), 2569 nucleotides. Its product is annotated as two-component response regulator-like APRR9. The coding region runs from base 138 to 2195 and encodes 685 amino acids. Lineage: Eukaryota; Viridiplantae; Streptophyta; Magnoliopsida; Fabales; Fabaceae. The transcript has 7 exons. Gene Ontology annotation, molecular function: protein binding. Gene Ontology annotation, biological process: phosphorelay signal transduction system; cytokinin-activated signaling pathway. The record is from RefSeq and is a predicted model, not a curated record.